Molecule: messenger RNA, 755 nt
Organism: Eurypyga helias (sunbittern)
Lineage: Eukaryota; Metazoa; Chordata; Aves; Eurypygiformes; Eurypygidae
Product: inhibin beta E chain-like
Biological process (GO): BMP signaling pathway; SMAD protein signal transduction
Cellular component (GO): extracellular region
Molecular function (GO): growth factor activity; cytokine activity
Source: RefSeq, a predicted model, not a curated record
AGCCCGUCUCUCCCUCUGCCCUGGGGCUGCAGUUCCAGUUCAGCCGCACGCAGGACCAGGACGUUCACAUCCUGCAGGCUCAGCUCUGGCUCUACCUUCGAGUUCCCCAAGACCUGGUAGCCAGCCUCACCCUGAGAAUCUUCCUGGCUGGCGGGGAAGGCGCUUCGGUGGGGGGAAAUCGCACGUUGCUGAGCGAGAGGCGGCUGAGCGCCAAGGGCAGCGGCUGGCGCGCCUUCACCCUGCUGCCGGCCCUGCGGAGUUUCUUCGGGGGAGAGCGCAGGACCCUGCGGCUGGAACUGGAAAGCCGUGGGGACGGGGGGGACAUCAGGGCGAUAGUCAACGCCAGCCAGUCCCACCAGCCCUUCCUGGUGGCUGAGGCAAAGGUGCGGGAGCCGGGACACCGCGUAGCCAAGCGCAGCCUCCGCUGCAGCCAGAAUUCCAACCUCUGCUGCCGCAAGGACUACUACGUGGAUUUCCGAGACAUCGGCUGGGGCGCAAUCAAGCCUGAGGGUUACCAGAUAAACUACUGCGUGGGCCAGUGCCCUCUGCACGUGGCAGGCAGCCCUGGGAUGGCCUCUUCUUUCCACACCGCUGUCUUCAACCUCGUCAAAGCUAACAAUAUCCAGGCGUCGGGGCACUCCUGUUGUGUGCCCACGCGGCGGCGGCCGCUCUCCGUCCUCUACUUCGAUCGCAAUAGCAACAUCGUCAAGACGGACAUCCCUGACAUGAUCGUGGAUGCCUGUGGCUGUAGCUAG